GAUAAUCCAUCGCAUAUCAGUCGAAGUUGCUUGCUGAUGAUUUUUGGUGGGGCACUGGCCUUUCUGAUGGUAUUAACUGAAUACAUUCUUGUCUCUGUAACUAGUGCAGUCACUGUCACAGUAGCAGGGGUGGUCAAGGAGGCUGUCACCAUUUUGGUUGCGGUCUUGUACUUUCAUGAUGAAUUUACUUGGUUAAAAGGAUAUGGUCUCAUCACUAUUAUGGUUGGGGUCAGUUUAUUCAAUUGGUACAAAUACUGGAAGCUUAAAAAAGGCCAUGCAAGUGAAGAUCUCACGGGAGGGUCACCAAAAGAUUCUGUGGCAAAUUAUGUUAUCCUUGAAGAGAGGGAGGAGGAACAUGAUAGCUUGGAAUGAGUACGUGGCGGCUCAGCUUGAGUCAUGUUUGCAGUCCCAUGUUUAAGGAUGCUUCCUGUUGUACCUGGGGAAAGAAAAUUUUCAGAUAUGUUGAGCUAUUACCGGCAUUAACGCUGAUAUCGGAGAAGCUUACCUUCCUCUAGCUUCUUUAAUUAGAAUGUGUGGUUUUCUGUAAGAAUGUGCUGAAUCAGAAACAGAUUUUGGCAUUCUUUUUACGAGAAGAUAAUAAAUACAGUGUAGAUUAUUACAGGUUGUAAUAGAUCAAAUGUCUUCCUUGCUUCUUUUUUACUAUCGUGGAGGAAUUUUUUGUUGCUCAUCUUGUUGUAA
This is a messenger RNA of Neltuma alba, 699 nucleotides long. Its product is annotated as probable sugar phosphate/phosphate translocator At1g06470. Lineage: Eukaryota; Viridiplantae; Streptophyta; Magnoliopsida; Fabales; Fabaceae. The transcript is spliced from 5 exons. The record is from RefSeq and is a predicted model, not a curated record. Gene Ontology annotation, biological process: transmembrane transport. Bases 37 to 372 code for a protein of 111 amino acids.